Molecule: messenger RNA, 1099 nt
Organism: Trifolium pratense (red clover)
Lineage: Eukaryota; Viridiplantae; Streptophyta; Magnoliopsida; Fabales; Fabaceae
Exons: 5
Coding region: 80-610 (176 amino acids)
Source: RefSeq, a predicted model, not a curated record
GCAAAGAGUUGAUAAAGCUUGUUCUGCCUUUUAUGAAGUGGCUUCUAGGGUGAUAAAUACUGAGCAUGAUUUUUUAAAAAUGAUGAAUUUCAUCAAGGACAUAAAAGAUGAGUUUACCUCUAAAGAAACAUCCUCGAGCAUUGCAGAAGAUGGUUCAGAUCAAAAUCAAGUGACUAAAAUUCUUGACCCUGUAAAGACUCGAUGUAAAGGCCGUCCUCCUUCGAAUAGGAAGUCUUCUAAAGCUGAUCAAAUUGUGAAGAAACUUGCAAAAAAGAGGACAAAAAAAAACAGCCAAAAAAGUGCAAAUAUUCAUGCUCAAAAAGAGAAGGACAUGUGUGCAUCUAGAGUACAAGAGAGUGUUCAAGUAAUUGAUAGAGUUGGCACACAAAAGAGCAUUCAAGGUGAACAAAGUAGUUUUGGGAGGAAUGAACAAGGCGGUGUAAAUAAAUUAGCUCCCUUCAAUCCAAACUCAAUACUUAUAAAGGAAGUAAAUCAGGUUCCAUUUUAUUCUCAAGUCAUGAAUCAUGGUGGUUCUUAUUUUGAAUUGUUGCAGGCUCAAUACCAUGUGAAUGAUCCGUCAUUGUCAAAUAAUCAUACACACAUGAAGUGAAUGAUUGGUCAUUUUGAAGAAACUCUGGCAUUCAAGAAUUGGAACCGUUCAGUUGCGGGUUUAAGCUUGACAUGGGGUCUGCAAAUUUUUUCUGCAUAAUUGUAGAACUUCUGGCGUAAUCCUAGGUCUGAUGCAGCUCUAGUCCAAAUCGUGCCUUCUGGCGUGAUCAAUCUGUUGUUUCUGCUUGUUGUCUGCUGUUUGGCGUCAAUUUGGCGUCUCAGUUGGUGUCCUUAUGGCUUCAUAUGCUUUGUUUUAAUCCUAUCUUAGGCGUGAUACUAUUUUUCCCCAUCCUCACUGUUUUAACAUGUUCUGGUGUAUCUUUGUAUUUUGUUGGCAUAUCUUAUGCCUAUUUAUUAUUAUACUGUAAUUCUCUUAGCCUUUCAUGCAAGAAAAACGGUGGAAUUUGCUAUGGUGUUAUUUGGUUAAGUAUGUGAGCUCAAGUGUUGAUAAUACAUACAUGAGUUUGGCUUUAGUUAUUCAUGAUGAAAU